This is a messenger RNA of Penicillium digitatum Pd1, 321 nucleotides long. RefSeq names its product Aminoglycoside phosphotransferase. Gene Ontology annotation, cellular component: mitochondrion. NCBI's taxonomy places the organism in Eukaryota, Fungi, Ascomycota, Eurotiomycetes, Eurotiales, Aspergillaceae. The record is from RefSeq and is a predicted model, not a curated record.
AUGACAACGCUAAAUCCUGAUCACGAGCACUUCUUCCGUUAUACGAGUGGACGAUGGCUCUGGGAUGAAGAACAACAGCUCAGGGAUAGGUAUAAGGCCUUUGACGUUGCUGGGCUCCAAAGCCUCGCGGCCAAAGCCGUUCGAUCAGACAGCUGCAUCUCUAUAACGAAGCUGGCCGAGGGAGGAUAUAAUAAGGUCUUCCGUUUGAUCAUGAAUGAUGGAAAAAGAGUCCUUGCUCGUAUACCAAACCCAAAUGCCGGUCCAGCGUUCUAUACGACCGCAUCUGAAGUCGCUACUAUGGAGCUUGUAAGUUUACCUUAA